AUGGAACAAAUAGUUAAGUCAAUUUUAUUUAUUAAAAUUUUUGCGUUUAUCCUUUUAACUGGGAUAUGUCAUUUUAAAAAUAAUGUGCAGGAUAAGGAUUCAAAUAUUUUAGAGUUAGAACAAAAUAUAAAAAACAAUACAAAGUGCAAAAAAAAGGAUAUAGCUAUUAAUGAAAAAGGAGAAAAAGAUAAAAACAAAAAAUCUAAUAAAAGUUCAUUAAAUAAGGCACAAUACUAUACCGAAGUUAUAGAUUAUAAUAAUGGAAUGUUUGAUGGAAAACAUUUCCAUUUUGAAAAAAAAUGGAUUAAAAAAAAAGAUUACGAUAAUUUUCUUGAAAGAAACAGGAGAAUUUGUGAUAUAUCAUUAAGAAAAAUAAGAUUUAGAAAGUAUAGCAUUGGAAUUGCUAUGUUUUUUAUUUUUCUCUUGCUGGGAAUAGGAAUACCCAUAUUAUCAAGUUUACCGUCCUUGAAAGAGGCAUGGGAAAGCAUUACAAACGAUGGAAUAUUGAAUAAAUUGAAAGUUAAUGUAGAAGCAUGGGGAGACAAUGUACUGUCCUAUCUUAUUAUAGCAUUAUUUAGCGUACUUAUGGUUAUGUUAGCUGUUAUGCUUAUAGUAGGGUUCUACAAGAUUUUAAGAAAUAAUGAAAAAUAUAACAAAAUUAAGUUAAUAAAGGCGUAA
Messenger RNA from Plasmodium malariae, 678 nucleotides. Its product is annotated as fam-m protein. The coding region runs from base 1 to 678 and encodes 225 amino acids. The transcript has 2 exons. Lineage: Eukaryota; Apicomplexa; Aconoidasida; Haemosporida; Plasmodiidae. The record is from RefSeq and is a predicted model, not a curated record.